GACCGGCGGCCGCGGCGAGAGCGCGCCCAGCCCCGCCGCGAUGCCCGCGCGCCCAGGACGCCUCCUCCCGCUGCUGGCCCGGCCGUCGGCCUUGACUGCGCUGCUGCUGCUGCUGCUGGGCCAUGGCGGCGGCGGGCGCUGGGGCGCCCGGGCCCAGGAGGCGGCGGCGGCGGCGGCGGACGGGUCCCCCGCGGCAGACGGCGGGGACGGGCAGGACCCGCACAGCAAGCACCUGUACACGGCCGACAUGUUCACGCACGGGAUCCAGAGCGCCGCGCACUUCGUCAUGUUCUUCGCGCCCUGGUGUGGACACUGCCAGCGGCUGCAGCCAACUUGGAAUGACCUGGGAGACAAAUAUAACAGCAUGGAAGAUGCUAAAGUCUAUGUGGCUAAAGUGGACUGCACGGCCCACUCUGACGUGUGCUCUGCCCAGGGGGUGCGAGGAUACCCCACCUUAAAGCUUUUCAAGCCAGGCCAAGAAGCUGUGAAAUACCAGGGUCCUCGGGAUUUCCAGACACUGGAAAACUGGAUGCUACAGACACUGAACGAGGAGCCAGCGACACCGGAGCCAGAAGUGGAACCGCCCAGAGCCCCUGAGCUCAAGCAGGGGCUGUAUGAGCUCUCAGCGAGCAACUUCGAGCUGCACGUCGCACAAGGCGACCACUUUAUCAAGUUCUUCGCUCCGUGGUGUGGUCACUGCAAAGCUCUGGCUCCAACCUGGGAGCAGCUGGCUCUGGGCCUUGAACAUUCCGAAACUGUCAAGAUUGGCAAGGUUGAUUGUACACAGCACUAUGAACUCUGCUCCGGAAACCAGGUUCGUGGCUAUCCCACUCUUCUUUGGUUCCGAGAUGGGAAAAAGGUGGAUCAGUACAAGGGAAAGCGGGAUUUGGAGUCACUGAGGGAGUACGUGGAGUUGCAGCUGCAGCGCACAGAGACCGGAGCCACGGAGACCGUCAAGCCCUCAGAGGCCCCGGUGCUGGCAGCCGAGCCCGAGGCUGACAAGGGCACUGUGUUGGCACUCACUGAAAAUAACUUCGAUGACACCAUUGCAGAAGGAAUAACCUUCAUCAAGUUUUAUGCUCCAUGGUGUGGUCAUUGUAAGAAUCUGGCUCCUACUUGGGAGGAACUCUCUAGAAAGGAAUUCCCUGGCCUGGCGGGGGUCAAGAUCGCUGAAGUAGACUGCACUGCUGAACGGAGCAUUUGCAGCAAGUACUCGGUACGAGGCUACCCCACAUUGUUGCUUUUCCGAGGAGGGAAGAAAGUCAGCGAGCACAGUGGAGGCAGAGACCUUGACUCGUUACACCGCUUUGUCCUGGGCCAAGCGAAAGACGAACUCUAGAAACGCAGUUGGAAGUCACCUCUCCUGCCCGGCUCCUGCACCCCGCAUUUAGGAGUUCAGUCUCACAGAGGCCACUGGGUUCCCGGUGGUGGCUGUUCAGAAAGCAGAACAUACUAAGCGUGUGGUAUCUUCUUUGUGUGUGUGUGUUCCAAGCCAACACACUCUACAGAUUCUUUAUUAAGUUUCUCCAAGUAAAUGUGUAACUCAUGGUCACUGUGUAAACUAAAUAUUUUCAGUGGCGAUAUAUCCCCUUUGACCUUCUCUUGAUGAAAUUUAAAUGGUUUCCUUUGAGACUGAAAUAGAGUUGAGGGAAAUCAAAUUGCUGGACUAUUUUUGGCUCCUGAGUUGAGUGAUUUUGGUGAAAGAAAGCACAUCCAAAGCAUAGUUUAACUGCCCACGAAUUCUGGAAAGGUGGCCUUGUGGCAGUAUUGCUGUUCCUCUGAUCUUAAGGUCACAGUUGACUCAGUACUGUGGUUGGUCUGUAGCAUGGAGCAGAUUUAAAUGCAAAACCCCACACCUCUGGAAGAUACCUUCAUGGCCACUGCUGGAGCUUCUGUUUCUGUGAAUACUUCUCUCAAUGUGAGAGGUUAGCCAUAAUGAAAGCAGCAUUACUUCUGACUGUGCCUGAGUAAGAGAAUGCUGAUGCCAUAACUUUACGUGUCCAUACUUGUCAAAUCAGUUACUGUUCAGGGAUCCUUCUGUUUCUCAUGGGGUGAAACGUUUCUUUAGUUCAUCAUGUUAACACGAAGCCAGAGUCCACAUGAACUGUAAGAUUGUAUGUCUUCCUUAGAAAGGGUAGGCAUGGAAAAUUCCACAAGGAGUUAGUUGUAUUUGUCACCUGGGGCGACAAGACCAGACGGGCUUUCCCAGGCCUGGGUGUCCAGGGAGGCUCUGCAGCCCUGUUGAAGUGUCCUAACUAGCGUUUCGGAUUCUGUUCCUCAGUAGUCCUUUUAGAGGCUUGCUAUACUUGGUCUGCUUCAAGGAGGUCGACCUUCUCAUGUAUGAAGAAUGGGAUGCAUUUGAGCUCAAGACCAAAGACAGAUGUCAGCGGGACUGCUCUGGCCCUGUUGUGCACGGCUGUGGCAGCUGUUGAGGCCAGUGUCCUCUAACUCAUGCUACCCUUAUGAUUAAAUGCUUUUACUGUCUCCUUCAGGAAUAAGCACUUACAAGACUAAGCUCUAAGAGAGGUGUUUGUCCUUUUACCAUCGAGCUACUUCCCAUAAUAACCACUUUGCGUCCAACACCCUUCACCCACCUCCCACACGCAAGGGGAUGUGGAUACUUGGCCCAAAGUAACUGGUGGUAGGAAUCUUAGAAACAAGACCACGUAUACUGUCUGAGGCAGAAGAUAACAGCAGCAUCUCAACCAACCUCUGCCUUAAAGGAAAUCUUUAUUAAUCAUGUGUGGUUCACAGAUAAUUCUUUUUUUAAAAAACCCAACCUCCUAGAGAAGCACAACUGUCAAGAGUGGCUUCAGCUUUGCAUCACGAGUCCUGUAUUCCAAGAAAAUCAAAGUGGUACAAUUUGUUUGUUUACACUAUGAUACUUUCUAAAUAAACUCUUUUUU
Messenger RNA from Rhinopithecus roxellana (golden snub-nosed monkey), 2906 nucleotides. RefSeq names its product thioredoxin domain containing 5 (gene TXNDC5). The transcript has 10 exons. The record is from RefSeq and is a predicted model, not a curated record. The coding region runs from base 41 to 1339 and encodes 432 amino acids. Gene Ontology annotation, biological process: protein folding. Gene Ontology annotation, cellular component: endoplasmic reticulum. Gene Ontology annotation, molecular function: protein disulfide isomerase activity. Lineage: Eukaryota; Metazoa; Chordata; Mammalia; Primates; Cercopithecidae.